GCCGCGUCUCCGACCAUCGCCGAGGAACCAAAGCGAGAGACAGACAACCACUGCGAACGAAUCCAUCGCCAUGGCGUCUCGUCUCGUUGCGGCGGCGGCGGCCUCCUCCUCCUCCUCAGCGUCCCCCCUCGCCCGCCUAAUCUCUCGCCGCGGCCUUGCCGGUGCCGCUGACGGCCAUGGACCUGCCAAGGUGCCCUUGUGGAAAGAUCCGUUGAGCCCGAGCAAGUGGAAGGAAGAGCACUUUGUUCUAGCAAGCCUGUCUAUGUGGGGGGCUCUUAUUUAUGGCGGUUUCAAGCUUUUUGGUGGAAAGAAGGAAGACAAGACUGAGGUGGCACCAGCAAAGGCAUAGUUGCUUGAGAUGGAGCUCUACCUAUUUCUGCGGUCAGGCAACAAUGUUAAAUAAAAAAGAACGUUCUAUGUUGUGCUUUAAAGUUGAUAAAUUGUGGCAACCAGAGAUUUUGAUUUAUGUAGGCAAGAUACACUUACUCUCAUCCACCAUGAAUAAUCUUGCUGCAGUGGAAUUUCAUGUCGGCAAACACUGCAAAUGAUGUACUUCUUUCAUGUGAUUGAGUAGAUGUUUUACUUCUGUUGACAUCAACACUUCAGCACUGUACUUCCAAAUUGAUUCGCGCACUGUGCAGUGCUUCCUUUCUAUUGUGCUGUUACUGAUGAAUUUAACACAAGUUUGAUUGAUA
This is a messenger RNA of Sorghum bicolor (sorghum), 695 nucleotides long. RefSeq lists its product as uncharacterized. The transcript is spliced from 4 exons. The coding region runs from base 71 to 349 and encodes 92 amino acids. Lineage: Eukaryota; Viridiplantae; Streptophyta; Magnoliopsida; Poales; Poaceae. The record is from RefSeq and is a predicted model, not a curated record.